UGUAGCUGCCGCCUGUGCACACACAUACAGGUAAAUUCGCCGCCCGGCUUCAUUGUGCAGCCCCCUCUUCGCACAUUUUUGGUCCUUCUCAGCCGGAUUCUUCACAAAAUCGUGGUCUUCGUAUUAAGUUGAUUUUUAGUUUUAAGGUCAGCACGUCGCACCAGCACUGGUCGAUAAUGCCACCGAAAACUAAGAAAAUUGAAUCUGAAAUGGCCGAGCAAGCGCUGGAAUGCGCGCGAAUCGCUCGAAACCGCGCACAAAAAUCAAUAUCUGAUAUUUUGAACAUCGCGAGGCUAUCUGUGAGCGAUCCCGCGAAACGUGAACAAUUAUCCGCUAGUGUAAAACGCUUAGAUAGUCUUUUCUCUCGUUUUCAAGCUGAACAAAAUGUUAUUAUUAAUUCAUUGGUCGUUGUCGGUCGUUCCGAUGAGUACGAAUCGAUCGAUUCACCCGUAAUGGAUACCGUCGAAGCCGUUGUUGACGAAAUUCGCGAAAUUGUUGAUCGAACGUCCGAAGUAACCGCGGCCAUACAACCGGUGCCGUUUCGACAAGCGUUUAGCACGCUUCCGAAAAUUGAAUUGCCGUCGUUCGAUGGGUCCAUAACAAAUUGGUGUGCGUUCCGUGAUAGUUUUAAAUCUCUUGUACAUGAAGAUUCCAAUGUCGAUAAUAUACACAAAUUUCAGUUGUUGACACAGAGUCUGACCGGUUCUGCAUUAUCCGUAAUUAAAUCUAUUCCGUUGUCGGCGGCGAAUUAUAACGUUGCGUGGGCAGCGCUCACCGACCGAUUUGAAAAUAAACGAUUGCUCGCAACUGCUCAUUUGGACAAGCUUUUCGCUUUCAAACCUAUCGCUCAAGAAUCAGUAUCAGCUCUGACUACGUUUUUAAAUAUUUUUAAAGAAAAUGUCUGUACGUUAAAAUUACUCGGAGUUGAAGAUCUCGCGGGUUUUAUGUUGUUUUUUCUGGGUUCACGUGUAUUAGAUCCGAAAACCCGUCAACUGUUUGAAGCGGAUGUGUGCCAAUCCACUAUUCCGGAUUUUGAUACUCUCAUUAGUUUUGUUCAAAAACGUUUGAAAAUAUUGGAGAACAUACAGGGCGUCGCCAAGAUUGAAAACCGAUCUAAUAAAUUUCAAAAACCUAUAGCAUCGAAGUUAGCACUUACCGCCACGAGUAAUCCUAUUCAUAAGAAUAAAGGCCUGUCGUCGUCUUCGUCAAAAUUGAACAAACCUAAACAUUGCACUAUUUGUAAUCGUGGUGAACAUUUUCUGUAUCAUUGUCCGGAAUUUAAAACAUAUUCCGUAUCACAACGUCGGGAAUACGUUAAAGAAAAUAAACUGUGUUUUUCGUGUAUGAGUUCAACACACAUGGUGGACACAUGUAGAUCCAAAUACCUGUGUGGGAAAUGUCAGCAACGUCAUCAUUCUUUGUUACAUUAUCAAUCAGUCUCAGAACCUUCGACCACCACCAAUCAGGAACACGCUCCAAUCAACGGUGAGGAGGGCGGAAGUGCCAAUACUAAAUUUUCGGGCAUGUCAGCGUCCGGUAGUACGGUGUUAUUGGGUACAGCCGUUGUUCGAGUUCUAGAUGCGCGUGGCAAUUAUCAUUCUGUGCGUGUAUUAUUGGACAGUGGUUCUCAGAUAUCGGCAAUUACUACGGAUUGCGUAGCUCGCAUUGGUCUGUCACGACGUAAAUGCGAAAGUGAAAUAGUUGGUUUGUCUCAAAGUCCGGUGACCCAAGUGAGAGGUAGCACAUCUUGUUCGUUUAUACCACACCAUACUCCAAGUCCAAAAUUCAAUUGCCAUGAGUUAAUAAUACUGCCCAAAUUAACGUCUAUUCUACCGUCUACGCCACUGCCGCCAGCGGUACGCACACGAUACCAACAUUUAAUAUUGGCCGAUCCCCAGUUCGACACUCCGUCUCAGAUCGACAUGUUACUUGGAGGUGAUUUAUAUCCGUUUCUUAUCCGUUCUGAGUCGAUGGUAAAACACACUGCCGGUUUCCCUUCAGCCAUGGACAGCCAUCUGGGAUGGAUUAUAAUGGGAUUAGUGAACCCUCUUGGUAAGGCUUCCACCCCGCGUAUAUCAUUGCUGCUUACAUCUAGUCCGUCGAUAGACUCUCUACUACAUCGUUUUUGGUCAAUUGAAGAACCCGUUGCUCCCGCAGUUCCUACCACGGAAGAUGAGUUGUGUGAGAGGUGGUUCACCAAAUCUACAUCACGAGAUGCAGAUGGGCGUUUUUGUGUCGCCUUACCGUUUCGACAUCACGUUUUCACAAAUGACGAUGGAACUCAGAUAUCUACUUCAAAGUCCGGAAUUAGUUCGUCAUCAUGUCAACUCGGAGAAUCACGGUCCUUAGCCUUGAAGCGUCUUCUGAACUUAGAGCUUCGCCUCCAAAAAGACAAACAAUUGUACGAGUCGUAUCGAUCCUUCAUGAAUGAUUACCUAUCGUUAGGACACAUGAAAGUCGCUACUCGACCUGGCAAGUAUUAUAUACCUCACCACGCGGUAGUGAAGCGGGACGGCGAUACAUCCAAAUUACGGGUCGUUUUCGACGCUUCGGCGAAGUCAUCGUCAGGGGUCUCUCUCAAUGAUACUCUUUGUGUUGGGCCGAAAUUACAAAAUGACUUGAGUGAACUCUUACUCACAUGUAGAUUGUACAAAUAUAUUUUCGUUGCCGACAUUGUCAAAAUGUACCGCCAGAUCAGGGUCCGUGAAGAAGACUGCGUGUUCCAACACAUCCUUUGGCGACAUUCCCCGGAACAGGAGAUCCAGGAGUAUGAGUUAUUGACAGUGACAUAUGGUUUGAGUUCCGCUCCAUUCUUGGCCAUACGUGUCUUACACGCUUUGGACGCAUGCUCGGAACCAUUAUAUUCCGCCGCCAAGGGCGUCUUAACCAAUUAUACCUACGUCGAUGACAUUGUGGUAGGACGGAACACCGAAGCGGAGUUAGUUCAGGUGCAAAACCAUACCAUAGGACUACUUCGAACAGCUGGUUGUAGCUUGAAAAAGUGGUGCAGCAAUAGUUCCAGAAUUUUGGACUCGAUUCCGCCUGAAGAUCGCGCUAAUUGUCCUUCUUUUGAACCUAAGGAUGAGCCAUCAUUGAAGGUACUCGGCCUACAUUGGAAUCCCGCUAUCGAUGUUUUCGGAUACCACACGCACGUUGAAGACACGCCCAAUACGAAGCGAGGGGUAUUGUCUGCCAUUGCCAGAUUGUUCGACCCCAUUGGUGCCCUCGGUCCGAUGUUGUUGUGGGCAAAAUCUUUUAUGCAACAACUUUGGCAGGCACAAUUAAAGUGGGACACUCCGCUGCCUUUACACCUACGGACCGCAUGGCGUCAUUUCUUGUCAGAGUUGCCCUCGUUAGGCAAUAUAGAAAUCGCUCGCCAUAUUGACACCAGAGGAUUUCAGGAUGUCCAAUUAUUAGGGUUUGCCGACGCGUCGCAAAAGGGCUAUGCUGCGACAGUGUACCUCCGCGUUGUCGAUAUGACGGACAAGGUGUCCAUAUCCCUUGUGACGUGCAAGACCAAGGUCGCUCCCUUGAAAGGAAGUGAAAAGGACGAGUCUCUCACCAUACCUAGAUUAGAGCUGUGCGCAGCCCUCUUAUUGGCCCAAUUGUUACAUCGGCUCUACCUGAAAAUCUCUUUUGUUGUUCCAGUUGCACAGGUACGUGCUUGGACAGAUUCGUCUGUAGUGUUGUCGUGGCUUACUACCGAUCAAAAGUUUUUUAAGGUUUUUGUUACCAACCGAGUAGCCAAGAUCCAUUCCCUACUUCCAGAUUGCACCUGGUCUCAUGUGCCUACCAUGGAUAACCCUGCCGAUCCUUCUUCACGUGGAUUAUUGCCUGACGACCUCGUAGCUUGUAGCCUACAUUGGAAGGGUCCACCGUUCUUACAUUUUCCUGAGGAAAGUUGGCCAGGGCCACUCGUCCAAUCCCUCAAUCCACACCACUUACCUGAGGUGAAGACUGCGUCCGCGUGCGUGUUAGUAGUACGAGAAGUACCGAAUUUUGACAACUUUUUACUUAGAUUUUCGUCGUGGUUUCGUCUUCAACGGGCAUUAGCAUAUGCGUUGCGCUUUAUAGACCGUGCAAUUAUCAAGCGCCCAACCAACGCAGACGUUCUCACACAGGAUGAAUUGCAGCGUGCCAUACGACUGGCCGUUCGUGUUACUCAACGUACGCACUUUCAAGAACUCCUUAAACAACUGGCCAAACACAACCACAUAGUGACCCCUCCGACUAUGGCUCAGUUAGCUCCUUUUCUGGAUCAUACUGGCUUAAUUCGAGUAGGCGGCCGACUGCAGCGAUCAAUGUUGUCUGAUGAUGCGAAACACCCAUAUCUACUUCCGAAAGACUCUCAUGUCACUUCGCUGAUCAUCACGGCAUUACACCGGAGAUUCUUACAUGCAGGGCCGAAGCUUAUAAUCGCUAUGUUACGUCAGGAGUUUUGGGUUGUAUCUUGUCGAGAGGCCGUUCGUCGUAUAAUUUUUAAGUGCGUCACGUGCUCCCGCCACAAAGCUCUACACCCAACCCCUCGUAUGGGCAUACUUCCUGAAGCUCGCGUUCAUUCGGUUCGCGCGUUCUCUAGUGUCGGCACGGAUUAUGGAGGACCCUACCUCAUUAAAGAAUGUAAAAGACGAAACACUAAAACCACUAAAGUUUACCUAGCAUUAUUCGUGUGCAUGGCCACCAAAGCCAUACACGUUGAAAUUGUUUCCGAUUUGACGACCGAAGCGUUCCUCGCUGCCCUAGACCGAUUUAUCGCACGCCGAGGUGUACCAGCACAUGUGUAUUCUGAUUGCGGCACGAACUAUGUUGGCGCCGCUCGUCAACUAAGACGUAUGUUUCGUAACAAGGACGUCCAAGCCCAAGUUUCCGCGCGCGUCGCUUGUAACUGGCAUUUUAACCCACCAGCCGCACCGCAUUUUGGCGGUCUCUGGGAGGCGGGUAUCAAAAGUGUAAAAUUCCACUUGAAACGAGUGAUGGGCACUCAGGUGCUCACCUAUGAAGAACUCGAGACAUUGUGUGUUCGCAUCGAGGGAAUUCUCAACUCACGCCCACUCACUCCAGUUUCGACGGACCCUCAAGAUUUCACCGCCCUGACGCCCGGACAUUUCCUCAUCGGACAGCCUCUCCUAGCAGUGCCGGAAGAGAACUUCACCGAGGUUCCCAUGAAUCGGCUCACACGUUGGCAGCUCCUUCGACAGCUGCAUCUAUCAUUCUGGAAACGCUGGGCCCAGGAAUACCUGAAUACAUUGCAAGGUCGUCAAAAAUGGACUGCCAUCCAGGACAACCUCAAGGUGGAUGAUCUCGUGAUCGUUGAGGCUCCAAGUCAACCCCCGUCCGUGUGGCGUAUGGGACGCAUCACCGCGGUCCACCCAGGUCCUGAUGAGACGGUCCGCGUAGUCACGAUUAAGACACAAGAUGGGGAGAUUAAGCGACCAGUCGUCAAAGUGGUCAAGCUGCCAACCAAUGAGUAAGUUUUCUUGACAUCCACUCGUGCUUCCUCUAUCCUUACUUUUAACAUGUUUUGGUAUAUUUGUAUAUUUGUAUAUUUGUAUUAUUUUUAUGUAUUUAUUGUAACCGCAAUUAUUGUUAUGUGUGCGACCUGGCUUCUCAACGUCAAUUCUCUGAUGGUUCCUUGAAAGCCCACGGCUUUCAACGGGGGGAGAAAAUGUUGGGUACGGAUCCGUCACACGUCGCGCGGACUUCGGUCGACCGUUCGUCGUUAUCGCCCUAUCUCCCACCCCGAGCACACGCGCUUCAUACGACACUUAUCUCGCCGUUGUCGCGCGUGUUUAUGUUAUCGACUUUGCGGUCCGUCGUCUCUCGUUCCGUUGUGCGUCGCCCAGCCAUCUUGGUUUUUUUCGUUCUCACGGAAUAUUGUGUCUUAUACUUUUGCGGCCGUUUGCGCCAAAAUCACCGCCCGGACAGUGCUAAUGUCCGUUUCGUGUUGUGUCAUUCUGCACACACACGAAGUUCAUUUCUUUGUGGCCGUCUGCGCCAAAACUACCGUUUUUGUUUUCGCCCGCCCGUCGUUGUACGCAGUGCGAUCCGCCGUGGU
Messenger RNA from Myzus persicae (green peach aphid), 6055 nucleotides. RefSeq lists its product as uncharacterized. Gene Ontology annotation, molecular function: aspartic-type endopeptidase activity; nucleic acid binding. The transcript has a single exon. The record is from RefSeq and is a predicted model, not a curated record. Lineage: Eukaryota; Metazoa; Arthropoda; Insecta; Hemiptera; Aphididae. Gene Ontology annotation, biological process: proteolysis; DNA integration. The coding region runs from base 177 to 5471 and encodes 1764 amino acids.